Molecule: messenger RNA, 489 nt
Organism: Phymastichus coffea
Lineage: Eukaryota; Metazoa; Arthropoda; Insecta; Hymenoptera; Eulophidae
Exons: 3
Coding region: 20-430 (136 amino acids)
Source: RefSeq, a predicted model, not a curated record
CAUCUCCGAAUACUGCGACAUGACUUUUAAGUCGCUGCUGAACUUUGGUGCUUUUCAUAAAGAACCACCUGUGAGCCAUCAUACGCAUUAUGGGAUUAUGGAUCGUUAUCAUGGAGAGAGUUAUCAUGAUCAUGGAUGGCAUGGGUCAAAAGGUAAAGGUGGAGGAGGCGGAGGAGCAGCUUUGAGUGCAUUGACUCUUCUAGCAUUCUUAUUUCUGAUCAACGUUAUGCAGCAAUCUUUGAUGGAAAACAAUGCAACCGAAACAACAACAGCACAAUCAACGAUAUUUUUGCGCGAAGAUCAACAACCCAUUUCAUUAACAUCCAGAUUUGAUAACGAUCAAUCCAUUGAGAAAGGCACAUUGAGAGAUUCAAUGAAAAAGGAUGGAAAAAAAGAUAUAUCUUACGUUAAAAUUAAAUCAACCAAGUGAAAAUAUGAAUUAGUAUUUAUUAUUUAUUUAAUUUAUUCUAGAAUUUGAAAAGCACGAAA